Molecule: messenger RNA, 390 nt
Organism: Yarrowia lipolytica CLIB122
Lineage: Eukaryota; Fungi; Ascomycota; Dipodascomycetes; Dipodascales
Product: mitochondrial 54S ribosomal protein uL14m
Biological process (GO): translation
Cellular component (GO): ribosome; mitochondrial large ribosomal subunit
Molecular function (GO): structural constituent of ribosome; large ribosomal subunit rRNA binding
Source: RefSeq, a predicted model, not a curated record
AUGUUGUACCUCAAGUCUCUGAUCAACUGCAUCGACAACUCUGGUGCUCUGCUGGUCGAGUGCAUCAAGGUGCUGCGAAAGUCACCCAAGAACUACGCCGGUGUCGGCGACAAGAUUGUUUGUGUCGUCAAGCGGGCCCGACCCAUUCCUAACGGCUCUUCCAUCACCCAGAAGGCCCGAAAGGGUGAAAUCAAGCGGGCUGUCAUUGUGCGAACCAAGAAGGAGAUCCGACGACCCGACGGCUCCUACAUCCAGUUUGAUGACAACGCCUGUGUGCUGAUCAACGACGCCAACGAGCCCGUGGGUAACCGACUCAACGGAGUCGUUGCCAAGGAGGUGCGAGAGCGAGGCUUCACCAAGGUCGCUUCUCUAGCUCCCCGAGUCUUGUAA